Dibothriocephalus latus is the source of this 474-nucleotide messenger RNA. NCBI's taxonomy places the organism in Eukaryota, Metazoa, Platyhelminthes, Cestoda, Diphyllobothriidea, Diphyllobothriidae. The record is from the annotation of a GenBank genome assembly.
CGUGUCAAGCGUCAGUACGACGGUCCUCCCGCCUUCUAUGCUCCUGGAGGUGUUAAUGAUGAUAACGAAUUGCAGGCACCCCUGAUGAUGGAUUUGCUGCACAAUCUGACGACUGUCAACGGACCCAAGGGACGCUGUGGCAUCUGUGCGCGGAGGUAUCGUGUCCUGCAGGAUCUGCGCUAUAAGGCCAGCGAGGAGUGUCGCCGGUAUUCCAACAGUCGACAGGCCUCCCUCGGCGACAUCACUGAAUUCUAUCAUACUGGUCCUUCUACCCUUAACGAUAACCGGGCCUUUAAACGUUCCCUCCGCAUCUUAGGUGUAUCCCCCGCGCGUUACUUAAAUGCGCAUAGGGUAACAGACGGGGUUGGACACCUUGAUGCGCCCUGCUUUAAAUCGGAGUGGGAGUCGAGACUAUAUCAGCAGCUUGUGGUCCGCGUCUUCCAAGAUCUGACCCCUCCUCCCCCGUUUCGGUGA